Trichoderma virens Gv29-8 is the source of this 273-nucleotide messenger RNA. RefSeq lists its product as uncharacterized. The coding region runs from base 1 to 273 and encodes 90 amino acids. Gene Ontology annotation, biological process: mitochondrial respiratory chain complex IV assembly. The record is from RefSeq and is a predicted model, not a curated record. The transcript has 4 exons. Gene Ontology annotation, cellular component: mitochondrial intermembrane space. NCBI's taxonomy places the organism in Eukaryota, Fungi, Ascomycota, Sordariomycetes, Hypocreales, Hypocreaceae.
AUGCCCGGACAGGUGCAAGAAAAGCCGCCAGCAACGGGGGCUUCGGCCGCGGCAAUUGAGGACGACGAUGAACCGGACGAGUGGGACAAGCGGAUAUUCAGCACAGGCUGCGCGGAUGAAAACGCCAAAAUGACAGACUGCUACUACGAAAAGAAGGAUUGGAGAGCUUGUGCAAAAGAGGCAAGAAAUCAUCUCAAACCUUUAUUUACAAUUAUAUCGAAAUGCUGGAAGCAGCAUGGUAAUAAUGAGCGGACCAGCACCAAGGACACAUAA